AUGUCAAAAUCAAAUUCCUUCGGAAAAGUAUUAAGAGCUUGCGGCACACCAAACACAGAUAAUAAACAAUCAAUAUAUUCACAAUCAGAGGAGAACAAUAUUGGAAGACAAGCACAAUCAAACGAAUUUAUCAAUUCUUUCCAGACAAACCUCAACGGAAUCGAACAUAAACUUGAGAUACUUUUAGAAACUAGCCGAAUAAAUGCACAAACCACUUUAGAAACAUGUAAUAACACAAAGCUCUCAGAAUUAUCCACGGAUAAUCUUGUAAUUUUAGCCAAAAAUCUCAGUGUCGACGUUUCAAAAAAAUAG
Molecule: messenger RNA, 312 nt
Organism: Ambispora gerdemannii
Lineage: Eukaryota; Fungi; Glomeromycota; Glomeromycetes; Archaeosporales; Ambisporaceae
Source: the annotation of a GenBank genome assembly